This is a messenger RNA of Symbiodinium sp. CCMP2456, 4488 nucleotides long. NCBI's taxonomy places the organism in Eukaryota, Dinophyceae, Suessiales, Symbiodiniaceae. The record is from the annotation of a GenBank genome assembly.
AUGUUCGCCUUCAUGCAAGCGCUUUUUCUGUAUUGGGUGACGCUGACCGUCAUGAAUGGACCCGAGCCCUCUUUCUUCUACGGGCAUGGAGCAGGGUCAGGAUGGGCACACCUUAUAGUGGGCCGCCAGGGUCCCAAUUCCCUGGAAGGCAGGCGAGCGGAGAACAUUAUCGAUGAUUACAACGCUGCCUUAGAUGCGAGGGUUGAAGUAGCUCCCGCCGUUACUUCUGAAGCUGCGCCUGCAGCGCCCACGAGCAAAUUACGUCAGGCAAAGCCAAGCGGAGAGGCUAAGCAAGAGCCGGCUCGCAUCAAGAAUGCCAAACGGGCAUACAGGCGGGCAGUUCAACGAGCACAGCGAUCCGUAGACAACACGACGAGAUACCGUGGGAGACGCCUGCAUCUGCAGCAACUGGGAGGUCCGCACUUGACUGUGCGACGCGAGACGAACGCCAGCCCAAGACGCACCGCAGCCCCGGCUGACAGUGGGCCUAGACUGCGGAUACUCACCACGAACCUCGGUGGUACGUGCAAUGCCACCUACGACAUCCUGAUGAAUUGGCUCGAGGAGAAAAAGAAUGAGUACGACAUUAUACAGUUGCAGGAGGUACACUAUGGCUUGGGGAAAGACUUCGUAGAGUAUCAGACAGACUCGUGGAUAGUGGUGUCCAGCCCGGACCCGAAGCACCGAUGGGCUGGAGUGGCCACGCUGAUCUCACGCCGCUUGGUUCUGCAGCAAGAGGUCCGUCACAACGUAUUGAUACAGGGCAGACUUUUACACGUGCGGACUGUCUGGGAGAAGGUGGGUAGACUGCUAAGACUCUACAAGAGCAGCGCAACACAUCCCGACGCAGAGGAAUUUGCGCAGGCUUACACCUACCAAGAGCCAGGCGCCACAGUGAAGCGUAGCCAAAUUGACUACAUCAUCGUAAGUCCAACCGCAGCCGAUGGCCAGGCAACGCCAGAUGCAGCGCAGACCCUGACGCGGCAAAUCCAUGACUGCUGCGUGGAAGUCUUUCCGCAGCGUGCUGUCGGCACCGCGCUUCGGCCAUGGCAGCAGCCGGAGGUGAAACUAGCAGUCAAGGAUCUUUGGGAACGCUACCACGAACUUAGGGAACCCAAUAGACAGUUCUAUCAAAUGUCCGUAACAGAUCCGGAUGCUGACUUGAAGCAGUUUGCGUUCGAUGCACUUCGCAAAGUAGCAGCCUUCCAGAAAUGUCAACGUAUCCUCAAAACUCGUGGAAAGGAACGCCGACAAGCGCUUGUGCAUGCUACACUGCGAGAAGCAGAAGACGCCGCCGAAGCUGGGGAUAUGCACGCCCUGUACCAGAGUAUACGUAAGCUCGCCCCCAAAGCCCGGAAGGAGAAAAUUCAAAUAAGAGAUAAGAACGACCAGAUUCUUAGUCCCCAAGCCGAAUACCAGGCCAUCCACGACAACUUCGAAGCUCUAUACAGCCAAGGACCCCCCAAUAAGACCGUCACGUACUAUCUCCAGCAAGCAUACGCGGUGACGGAUGCUGAGAUACUUCGUAGUCUUCAAAGGCAGAGUUCUGGUAAAGCGGUCCCACAGGGGAAGGUGCCGCCGGAAGUAUGGUGUCUGGCGCCGGGGCCCAUUGCUCUGCCGACGGACUGGCGCGACGGGAGCACUUAUAAUGCCAUCAGUAGGGUAGCUAGGCACUGCCAAUCAGCCCGACAGCUCCUGGGAAGCACCCGCCGGGAAGUGCAUGACCGCCGCGCCGGCACGCGAUGCGUAACGGCAGCUGGAGCCGCUGCGCUAAGCAUAGACAUGAGUAAGGCCUUUGACCAGGUAAGUCACGCAUACCUAGCUCAGGCCCUCGCUCAUCACGGCGUAGACCAGGACACUAUACACCUGAUCCUCGCACUUCACCAGGCAGAAUAUCACAUCAGCCACCAGCAGCACCAAGGCUCCAUAGCCAUUCGAAAUGGCAUCCGUCAAGGUUGCGUCUUAUCUCCACUGCUGUGGGUUUGCGUAACUUCAUUUAUGCUCCACCGCCUCGGAUUGGCUACCAGCGCCGGCUGGGUCCGCGAAGCGGUCACAGCUUUUGCAGAUGACUUCAUCUGCACACAUGACCUGCGCUCCCUGCAAGACGCGGCCGAUAUGCAGCACCGGGUACAGCAGCUCUUUCGUAUAUUGGCCGAAGCCGGAAUGCAGGUCAAUACCGAGAAGUCGCAGUUCCUCAUUAAGGUUACAGGGGGUGCCCUUAAGAGAUGGGUACAGAAACGCAAACAUCACAUACGGGAUGUGGCACAUGUUAAUCUAGGCACCCCCUUUGCGCCACUGCCGCUGGCCUGCGUUGACCAAAUUGAGUACUUGGGUGUGGUUGUAAGCUACGGCGCCUAUGAGGAGCAGACGUUGGCCAAACGCCUAGAUGCUGCCAGGGCUAACCUAGCUAGGCUUUCCAAGUACCUCUUCGGUAAACGAGGCCUCAGCCUGCGACACCGAAUCAGCAUGUACAGGGUAUGCGUCCGCAGUGCCACGCUGUACGGACUGCCGGCAGUAGGAGUAACCGAAAAGGGCCUGCAAACACUGCAUAAAUUUGAAAUCAAGCAUUUAAGAGCCAUUGCCAAGUCGCCGCGGCACUUAAGUCAUGAGACCAAUGCAGCGUUGAUGGCACGCCUCGGCUACACACCGGUGGCAGAGGCGCUAGGAGCCCUCAUGCAAAACCGGCUGGCAGCAAUGCACGCUGCACAAGUACCGUUCCCGGGGCUGGAGCCAGAGAUUGCAUGGCAGCAAGAAUUACAUACCCGCCUCGUCGAAGCUCGACACCUCACGCAGUUGACCAGCCUGUUGCCCUGUAGUCAGGACGGUGUUGCAUGCCCCGAAUGCGGUCUGUAUUUUCCCAACCGAAGAAUUAUGCGAGGCCACGUCAAACGCAAGCAUGGAUAUAGCCUAGUGCCAGAGCAGUUUGCUGAUAAGAAAGCCAGGUAUGAAAUUGACAUUACGCAACACUGCGUGGAUGGCAUGCCGGUAUGCAGGCAUUGCAGGCGUACAUUUCGGAAGUGGCGUGGCUUCCAAGACCACAUCCUACGCGGCUGCCAGUCUAUGACUUUGCCCCUGACGGCAGUGUCACAGGGCGCUGAGACUCAGCCUUCGCCUCCGCUGGCUCCCGCUUUGCAGUUCGCUGCGGGGAGCCAGCCAGGGCCAAAUGCAGCAGAUGAACAGCAAGACCCUCCUCAUACCCCUGCCGCCAACGAGAGAUCCAGCAUCUUACGCCCCUUCAUUAGCGAGCCACAGCUAAUGCAACAACUUGUAACGGACUGGGUAAAGACGGCUGAGGAACAGGGCGCUGUGCUUAGUAGUCACUGUGCAUUCUGUACGCAAUGGUGCUCCAAAGAAAAAGGGGGCAUCAAGAACCACAUCCGGCGAAUGCAUCCUGAUCUCUGGAAGCACAAGGAAGAUGUCAAUCGCAGGCUCAAGAAGCACUAUACCGGCUUAGGUACAAAGGCCCUUGCAAGGCUUGCGCUUUCCAGCCCCUCAGUACCGCCGCGCACCCACCCGUCUGCACUGCGUAUUUCCAAGCGUGUUUGUUGCACACAAUCACUACGCAUGAGGUCACCCUCCAUGACUGGCAAGACCGAGCAGCCAAAGACGACGGAGGCGGAGGAGGAGAUCGGGGAUAUGUUCUCGCACCACUUGAACCCUCGCACAAGGGCGCGGGAGGAAGCGGAGCCAGCCGAGGACUCUCGGAAGUGGCACAAGCCGAGCAACAAGGGGGGCAAAGGACAGCCCUGGGGCCGCGAACUCUGCCUACGCCACGAAGACACGGAAGCAGCGGUCCGGGUGGACUCCAGCUUCAUGCUCUACCUGGACACCCGGGGAAGCCUCAGCAUCACCCGCCAGCUCUUCGACAUCAGUGCAGACUGGAAGGUGAAGAAGGAGGCCGGACAGUGCAACCAAUCCUUGCGCACCACCCUGAUCAUCUCGAUGCUCUCCCACAUGCGACGGCUAAUGGAGACCGCCCUCGAAGACGACAACAGGCCCACCAUGGAGAAGCAUGGGUGGGUGACAAGGGCCAACCCACCUGGUUGGGCCUACAUGGUCUACAACCCGGAGACGGAAGCGCAGGAGGUGGAUGCCAAGCGCCCUCCGCUGCCACACGCCGACAUCAAGGCCUCGAUCCACAGGAUCUUCGAGCUGAUCACAGUGGAGAACGUGCUCCACAAAUUCCAUGCCACGCGGCCGAUGGCGGAGAAGUACCAGUCCGAGGUCCUCCCGAUGAUUCUCAUGAUUUCCAACAGAGGCCCACUAGCGGACGAGCUCCGCAGCUGCCUGGUCAAGCUCUGCGACAAUGCCUGCAUGCGCCUCAUCGGCGCCCGGAUGCGCCAGGAUCGCCUCAAAAGGCAGCCGCUGGCAGUGAAGCUGUCGGAAGUGGCGGCCAACCUGCUCGACCAGACGAACCCGGGGAAGGCGAAGAGCAGCGGCGACAACAAGGGCGGCAACGAGAAGGAGGCGGACCAGGAGCUCAAGUAA